AUGGUCAUAGAGACCAUUGGUUGGGUCAUAGAGAUGAAGGAGGRCUGGGGKGRCACCAUUGGUUGGGUCAUAGAGAUGAAGGAGGGCUGGGGUGGCACCAUUGGUCGAGUCAUAGAAAUGAAACAACGAGACACCAUAGGUGCACGAGAAGGUCCUACCAUAGAGAUGAGGGAGCCGUUCCAGAGCGACAAUGGCAGACAAACCAUAGAGAUGACAAAGAGGCACCAGAGCGGCACCAUUGGUCAAACCAUAGAGAGUGGGAAACACUACGGCGUCUACAGCUGCGAGGGCUGCAAGGGCUUCUUCAAGCGCACGAUCCGCAAGGACCUGACGUACACGUGCCGCGACAACAAGGACUGCGUCGUGGACAAGCGGCAGCGCAACCGCUGCCAGUACUGCCGCUACCAGAAGUGCUUGGCCACCGGCAUGAAGCGCGAGGCGGUGCAGGAGGAGCGGCAGCGGGGCAAGGACAAGGACGGCGACGGUGACGGCGGCGCCAGCGCCAACGAGGAGAUGCCCGUGGAGAAGAUCCUGGAGGCCGAGCUGGCCGUGGAGCAGAAGUCGGAGCAGAGCGUCGACGGCGCCGCCUCGCCCAAUGACCCGGUGACCAACAUCUGCCAGGCCGCCGACAAGCAGCUCUUCACGCUGGUCGAGUGGGCCAAGCGCAUCCCGCACUUCUCCGAGCUGCCCCUGGACGACCAAGUGAUCCUGCUGCGCGCCGGCUGGAACGAGCUGCUCAUCGCGUCCUUCUCGCACCGCUCCAUCUCGGUCAAGGACGGCAUCCUGCUGGCCACGGGGCUGCACGUGCACCGCAACAGCGCCCACAGCGCCGGCGUCGGCGCCAUCUUCGACAGGGUGCUCACGGAGCUCGUCUCCAAGAUGCGGGACAUGCGCAUGGACAAGACGGAGCUGGGCUGCCUUCGCGCCAUCAUCCUCUUCAACCCCGACGCCAAGGGUCUCUCGAACCCCGGCGAGGUGGAGCUGCUCCGCGAGAAGGUCUACGCGUCGCUCGAGUCCUACUGCAAGCAGAAGUACCCCGAGCAGCAGGGCAGUAUCCUCAGCACCCCCAGCACCCUCAGUGCUUCCAGUAGCCCCAUAAUCCCCAAUACCCCCCAGCAUCCCCAGUGCCUCCAGUACCCCCAUGUCUCCAGUACUCUCAGCACUCCCAGUACACCCAAUACCACCAGCACCCCCAGUGCCUCCACUAUCCCCAAUACCCCCCAGUAUCUCCAGUAUCCCCAGUGCCUCCAGUAUCCCCA
Messenger RNA from Nothoprocta perdicaria, 1259 nucleotides. Its product is annotated as retinoic acid receptor RXR-beta-like. Gene Ontology annotation, cellular component: nucleus; RNA polymerase II transcription regulator complex. The transcript has 9 exons. The annotation marks the transcript as partial. Gene Ontology annotation, molecular function: retinoic acid-responsive element binding; zinc ion binding; nuclear steroid receptor activity. Gene Ontology annotation, biological process: retinoic acid receptor signaling pathway; anatomical structure development; positive regulation of transcription by RNA polymerase II. The record is from RefSeq and is a predicted model, not a curated record. NCBI's taxonomy places the organism in Eukaryota, Metazoa, Chordata, Aves, Tinamiformes, Tinamidae.